UCUAUGAGUACAUCUAAUUUACCACAGUGUGGUAGUAUGGAGCUGCUGUCCAUGUAAUGUCCUCCCUGAAGAACCUGAUGGCAUCAGCGUUUAAGCAUUUUUCUUGUUGCCAUGUAUGGAAAUUGAUCACCGGUUAUUGGCUUGUGAUGGCUGUGAGAGUCUGAUGUUGGAGGGAAUUGAUGCUGUUUGUUUUACAGGUCCGCAAUGAGUUUUAUAAGGACUCUCAAGGGGUGAUUCUGGUCUAUGAUGUUGGUCUGAGGGAGAGUUUUGAUGCUCUGGACAGCUGGUUCACAGAGAUGAAGCAGGAAAUGGGCUCACAGGCCAACAUGGAGAACAUCAUCUUCGUCGUGUGUGCCAACAAGGUUGACCUGACGAAAAGACGAGUUGUGGAUGAGAGUGAGGGGAAACUUUGGGCCGAGAGCAGAGGAUUUCAUUACUUUGAAACUUCUGCACAGAGUGGUGAAGGCAUCAAUGAAAUGUUUCAGGCCUUUUUCUCAUCCAUUACUGACAUGUGUGAAAAUGGAGGGAAGAGACCCACUUCAGAGGUCAAUGUAGGUUUUACUAAAGAGCAGGCCGACACCAUCCGACGCAUCCGCAACAGCAAAGACAGCUGGGAUAUGCUGGGGGUUAAACCUGGGGCCACAAGGGAGGAAGUCAACAAGGCAUACAGGAAGUUGGCUGUACUGUUGCACCCGGACAAGUGUGUGGCCCCAGGCAGUGAGGAUGCCUUUAAAGCAGUGGUUAAUGCUCGCACAUCGCUGCUCAAGAAUAUCAAUUGAUCAGCUUCACAUUGCCAUUAGUUGGAGUUGGAGAGUUACCUCGCAUUUGCAGAGUUCCCUUCUCAGUGAAGAAUACGCUUAAGACACAUGGAGAAGCCUCUGGACUCCAACAAAGACUUACUAACAGCUGAGUUUGACAUACAGCUAUGACACUGUUUAUACUAUGACGUACAGCUGUCCUGUUUAUAAUGUAAUAUACAUGUUGAUGUCAAAAGUUGUAGUAGGGAAACAACAAUAAUGAUGUAAGAUUUCAGCCCAAAUCAUGUGCAUGUCACAUUGUCUUGGAGCAUGAGGAUGACCCUUCUUUUCCCAGUCUGUCCUGUGACUGUUGUGCUGCUUUGCUUCCAUAGAUGUACAGGUGAAAGACCACUUAUUUACCAACUGAUUUACGAGUCAGACUUGGCAUUCUAAUAGUGUUGUUUAAUCCCG
Molecule: messenger RNA, 1208 nt
Organism: Sinocyclocheilus grahami
Lineage: Eukaryota; Metazoa; Chordata; Actinopteri; Cypriniformes; Cyprinidae
Product: dnaJ homolog subfamily C member 27-like
Exons: 5
Coding region: 180-779 (199 amino acids)
Biological process (GO): cellular response to misfolded protein
Cellular component (GO): endoplasmic reticulum membrane
Molecular function (GO): GTPase activity; GTP binding; Hsp70 protein binding
Source: RefSeq, a predicted model, not a curated record